Molecule: messenger RNA, 948 nt
Organism: Microthlaspi erraticum
Lineage: Eukaryota; Viridiplantae; Streptophyta; Magnoliopsida; Brassicales; Brassicaceae
Source: the annotation of a GenBank genome assembly
AUGGAAGGCGUUGAAGAGACGGCGAAUUACACUCUGGUGGCGAGGAAGCCUUGCUUCGGUCUCCCAACAGCUUGCCCUAGUUGCCUUCCCGCUUACAUAUACCUGAAACUAGCCCAGCUUCCUUUCGAACUCGCCUUCAAUUCGAUCUUCCCUGAUUCAGAUGAACUUCCGUACUUUGAAACCGGUACAUAUGUUGCAUACAACAAUGAAGAUGGAGGAGUGAUUGAGAAGCUGAAGAAAGAUGGGAUUGUUGAUCUGGACUCUCAGCUCCAGUCUCUUCCGGAGUAUCUCUCGUUGAAGGCUCUUAUCGUUUCUUGGCUGGAAGAAGCGCUUACUUACGAGCUAUGGGUUGGCACCGAGGGAAUAGCUGCGUCAAAAAUCUACUACGCAGAUCUUCCUUGGGUCAUCAGCAAGGUCCUGUUUUAUAAGCAGACUUACCUGGCCAAGAACCGUUUAGGUAUCACCAAAGAAAACGCAGAGCAAAGAGAGAAACAGAUAUACAAGAGGGCAAGUGAUGCAUAUGAAGCUUUGUCGACUAGGUUAGGCGAGCAGAAGUUUCUCUUUGAAGACAGGCCAUCGAGUUUGGAUGCUAUCUUUCUCUCACACAUGCUUUUUGUAAUCCAAGUCUUACCGGAAACAUCAGUGCUUCGGUGCAAACUUAUGGAACAUAGUAAUCUUGUCAGAUACGCUGAGAAACUGAAGUCAGAGUUCCUCGAGGCCUCUUCUUCUUCUCCUUCGCCUCCACUUCAAUCAUUCCCUUCCCCAUUUUCAAGAAAGGGUUCGAAGCCAAAGAGCAAGCCAAAGACUGAAAAGACGGAAGAGGAGAAGAAAUUCAAGAAAAGAGCAAGAUUCUUUCUAGCUGCUCAGUUCUUAGCCGUCGUUAUCUACUUAUCCGUCAUGGGAGGUACUAGUUCCGAUGAACUGGAGUAUGAAGAUGAAGAUUACUAA